AUGGAUCGCCGUAGUACGCGCAGUGGGGCCCCGGCUGACAACUCGACGUCCGGGUCGUCCAGCACCAGUCGUGGAUCGUCCUCCACCCCUAUUACCAGGAGUACGUCCAGUGGCGAUCCAAGCCCCUGUCCAGCGCCUGUCCCGUCGCCUCUUCCUUCCGGCGCAAAGGUCUCCGACAUUGGAGACCAGUCCGACGAGGAUGGCGGCGAGGGUGAGCUUGCCGAGGCGUACGACGAGGUCGAGGCCAUCGAGGAGGCCAUCUUCAUCAUCGGCAGGCGCCAAACGCUGGAGGAGAAGCUGGCUUCCGUUCUGGUGUGGGACAAGCUCCGUUGCGCCAAGAAAAACGUCCCAUAUGAGCCCAGGACAACCAUGAGCGACCUGCACUUUGGUCCUUUUGCUGCCAUUUGCGUUGAUGAGGCCAGUCUCGGCGCCAGCGCCAUCCGCGCCAAGCUCACGUCCUGGCUCCUCGAAGGAGGUGUGGCGCCGUACCACACCGACGACAUCGUGGACGCGGCGUCGGGUGUUCCGGAGCACAUCCAGAAGCUCCGCAACUACCUCGCCCGCACGCGGAUCCUGGCUCCCUCCAUUGACCUGAGAGACCAGAUGAAGGCGGGGGACGACGGCGAUAUUGGAGACCUCCCUCUCCACACACCCGACAACGUGCAGGCCGCCAUGCUGGACCACCUGGCCCGCUUCUUCAACAACGAAGACGGGACUGGUCCCCGCCACGAGGAGAUCGGCACCAUUGCCGUCCUUCUCAACCACCUCCACGCCAUUCAGGCAGCCGUCUCUCGCGGAGCCGUCGUCGGCGAGCAGAGGAGGCGGUGGGUGAACGAUGUGACGACCUUCCGUUCGAUGGGCGAGGCGUACGUGUGGAAGGCUACCCUGCCUGAGCCCGACAUCACCGAGGUGAUUCGAGGCUACCAUCUGCGUCCGCCCAACGCUGCUGUCCAGCAGGCAAUGGAGGUGUUGAAGCGCGAUGCUCCUUCACGCUUCAUUGUGGUUGAGGCCGAGGUGCGUCAACGCCGCCCGGACGCCCCCAGGAUGCCGGUCAACCAGGACGGUGUCCCGACGCUGUUCUUCCUCCAGCACACCACCGAAAACCUCGCACGCUUCCUCCUGUGCGUGCUCCUCCGGUGGUUGCUGGAGUGCAACUACCUGUUCGCUCCGGACUUGGCCCUCGACAUCCUCGGGGUCUUUGUCCACCUGGCGCACAACACUCUCCUGUACGGGUACGACCGUCGUCCUGGCCUGGUGAACACCGUCGACCCUACGACUGGGCUUCCAUCAAACCACGGUGGACUUUUGGGCCGUCCGGGUCGCAUGACCUACACCGGCCACGAAGCAAUGGAUGUCGUACCCGUUCCCGACGAUUGUCGCUUUCUACGAGGCAAUGCAGGUACCCUGCAGGCAUUCGUGGACGACCUGGCGACCAAAGGUAUCGACACUUUCGAAGGCGUGGUACUCGGCUUGUUCCGCCCAUCGCCCCUCAUGGUCGAGCUUUGGGCACGCAACAAGGUCACGUCUGAUCAGGCCGUGUGGUGCGACCCCCACCUCAUCGCUAGCCUCGAGUGA
Molecule: messenger RNA, 1575 nt
Organism: Apiotrichum porosum
Lineage: Eukaryota; Fungi; Basidiomycota; Tremellomycetes; Trichosporonales; Trichosporonaceae
Exons: 6
Coding region: 1-1575 (524 amino acids)
Source: RefSeq, a predicted model, not a curated record